CCUUUUCCUCGUCCUUCCACAUGGCCUUUUCUUCUUCGUAGUUUCAGUUUUUUACUUGUCAAGGUGCAGUUAUUACAGAUUUUAUAAGUAUUUUCAAGUGAAAAAAAGGGAGCAAGGAUGGAGGAUCAUGUUGAGGACAAGAAAAAGGCUCACCGGGAACGCCGUGCUGGGCGCAAAGCGGACAAGAAAAAAGUCAAGGAUCCGCACGUUCAAGAAAUGGAUGCUCGUCAGCGCAACCCCAAAGCUUUUGCUAUCCAGUCAGUAGCCAAGGCUCAGAAACGUUUUCACAGGGCCCAAGAUUUGGAAACGAAAAAGCAGCAUAUUCCAUUAGUAGACAGGACUCCAUUAGAACCCCCACCGAUCAUGGUAGCCAUUGUUGGCCCACCCAAAGUUGGAAAAACCACUCUACUCCAAGCUCUAAUAAAAAACUUUACACGACAGAAUAUCACAUCCAUACAGGGGCCCGUAACCAUCGUCACGGGUAAAAAACGAAGGGUGACUUUUAUGGAAUGCAAUAACGACAUCAACUCAAUGAUAGACAUCGCGAAAGUGGCUGACCUUGUUCUGCUUUUGACUGAUGCUUCGUUUGGCUUCGAAAUGGAAAUUUUUGAAUUUCUCAACAUCUGUCAGGUGCAUGGAUUCCCCCGAGUAAUGGGCGUUCUGACUCAUCUGGACAUGUUCAAGAAUAACAAACAACUGAAAAAAACUAAAAAAGUUUUGAAGCACAGAUUUUGGACAGAAGUUUACCAGGGAGCGAAAUUGUUUUACCUUUCUGGUCAACUCCACGGAACCUACCCUAAAAACGAGAUCAAGAACCUCGGCCGCUUUAUCUCGGUCAUGAAAUUCCGACCUCUGUUGUGGAGAUCGACUCAUCCUUACGUCUUGGUGGACCGAUUGGAAGACAUGACACCUCCCAGUCGAUUACACGAGAAUCCCAAAUGCAAUCGGGACAUCUGCCUUUACGGUUUCGUGCGUGGUGUCCACUUGAGAAAUCACUGCCCCAUCCACAUCCCAGGCUGUGGUGAUUUCCGCCUUAAAGAUGUUUCUUUUCUUCCCGAUCCUUGCCCUUUACCGGAUAAAUUGAAAAAACGUUCGCUUGUCGAAAAAGAGAAGCUGAUCUAUGCCCCCAUGUCUGGGGUGGGCGGUAUCAUCUACGACAAGGAUUCCAUCUACAUUGAGCUUGGCGGCAGUCACUCUCACUCCAAAAAGGAUGACCCUACAAAUCCUAAAUCAGAGAUGAUCUCGUCGCUGAUGAAGUUGCAAAGGACGCUGGAUGUACAGAUGUCUGAAUCAAGAGUAGAAGGACCUACUCUGACUCGGGCGGAUGACGAAGACGAGGAACUACUAGACGAUGAGCUACCGGACGAGGAUGAAGUGGCGGAUGGUAAACCUCGCGAGGAAAUCGUUCAUGAUGAAGUUUCUGGGAGGACGAGAAGAAGGGCUGUUUUUAAUGACAAUCUCGACGAUGAAAUUGGUGACGAUGAUGACGACGAGGAGGAUGAAGAGGAUCAACUGGACGAUGAAGAAGAUUUUGAGGAAAUUAAAUUACACCCCAUCAAUUCUAAGGACAAAGAAGAAAAAUUGGUCUACGAAGUCUCUGAAGAAGAAGAUGACGAACUGCCGUCCGUCAAUCCCAACGUGACUAGCAAUGAAAAAUUAAGCGCUACAGCCAAAUUACGCCGACAGCUUGCCGACUUUCUCGACGAGGACGAGAGCGAUGGAGAAAGUGACGAAGACGAUGAAAUGCAGACCAUUAUUGAAGAAAAGGUGGAAGGCGUUGAGGGACAAUUUCGACGAGGCUCCAUCUUGUACGAUCUCAACGACGCCACAGAUGAAGUCGAUGAAACUAAAGAACCUGCUCGAAAGAAAACCAAAACUGCCAAGAAGAAACCAAUCGACAAGGAUAUGGAGGUCCACCAAAAAAUCAAAUCCACUUUAAAGGCCUUGGAGAAGCCGAUUCCGAUUAGCAAGAAAUCACGCGAAGCACAAGAGUCGAUGGAAGUGGAUAUGGAAGAGGAGGAAGACGAAUCGGAAGACGACGACAUCGACUUGAAAUGGAAAGACAACCUGGCACAAAAGGCUUCCGAAGCUUUUUACCAACGACAGACAGGCAAGGGAAAUCUGCGCAAAUUAGUUUACGGUCCGGAUAUCACAGAAGAGAAGAGUAGCGAUGAAUCGGACGGUGACGACGAAGAGGAAGGUGGCCGGCUGGGCGGUUUGUUCAAGAUUGCGUCGGACAAACGGCGUUCGACUCAGAACAUUCUGAGCACCAAGGAUCACGUGGAUAGUUCCCAUUUCCACGUGGAUAAGAUGCAGGACUGGACCAAGGCGGACGUGCUCGACAGUAUCCGCGAUUGCUUCGUGACGGGCAAAUGGAAAGAGAACGAAGACGCCGAGGAACUGCUGGCCAUGGAUGAUCUCGACGAUAUGAACUCUGAAGGCGAUUUCGAAGACCUGGAAACUGGAGAGGUGUCCCAAGCGGACAAGAAAAGCGGUGCCGAGAAUAAAGAUGAGUCGCCAGAAGACGAACGCAAAAGGUUGAUUGAAAAGAAACGGAAACUCAAGGAACAAUUCAACUCCGAGUAUGACGAAGGCGGGUCCAAGAAAACCAAAACUUAUUACGACGAUCUCAAAGAAGAGAUGGAUCAACAGGCCCAGCUCAACAAAAGUGAGUUUGAUGGCAUGGAUGACGAAACCCGGAUCCAGUACGAAGGCUACAGACCAGGAAUGUACGUCCGGAUGGAAGUUGCAGAUGUUCCCUGCGAGUUGUUGACGAAUUUCAACCCUAUCUAUCCCUUGAUCGUUGGAGCUUUGCUGCCCGGCGAGGAGAACAUUGGAUUUGUUCAGGCUCGUCUGAAGAAACAUAGGUGGCAGCGACGUAUCCUAAAAACGAGGGAUCCGCUGAUCCUCUCGUUGGGCUGGCGCCGAUUUCAAACCAUUCCGCUUUACUCGAUCCACGAUCACAAUGGACGUCACAGACAGCUCAAAUACACACCAGAGCAUAUGCACUGUACAGCUUCGUUUUGGGGUCCAUUGACACCUCAAGGCACAGGUUUGCUGGCAGUUCAGUCCGUCUCUCAAGUUCAGUCUGGAUUUAGGAUAUCAGCGACGGGCACGAUUCUCGAUUUGGACAAGUCGACUCAGAUUGUCAAGAAACUCAAAUUAGUCGGUACGCCGUUCCAGAUUUACCGCAAAACGGCCUUUAUCGAGGGCAUGUUCUCGUCGACCCUGGAAGUGGCCAAAUUCGAAGGAGCAUCGAUCCGAACCGUUUCCGGCAUCCGUGGUCAGAUUAAAAAAGCCAUCCGCAGUCCGGAAGGAUCGUUCCGUGCCACUUUUGAAGACAAAAUCAAACUUAGCGACAUCGUUUUUGUGAGGACUUGGUUCCGCGUGGAUGUUCCGGAAUUUUACACACCCGUAACCUCUCUGCUCUUACCUCUCGACGCCAAGAAUACCUGGUUAGGAAUGAAGACAUUGGGCCAAAUCAAACGUGAACGAAACAUCAAGAACGAGGCGAACACGGACAGCAUGUACACGCCGAUUGAACGGAAACCUCACGUCAAACAACCGCUGGUGAUUCCACGGGCCCUUCAAAGUGCACUGCCUUACAUUAAUCGGCCCAAAGUCAAGAAGGCCGACCAUGCACCAGGUACCAUCGAAGCCGUUAGAGCUCAGCGUCCCGCUGUGGUGCUGGAGCCUCGAGAACAGAAGGUGGCCAAACUGAUGGCCAUGCUCAAGACCCGCUACGACGACAGGAAAGAUCGACUCCACGUCGAGGCUGUGGAACGACUGGCUGCUCAUCGUACUGUAGUCCAAGCCGAAGCAGAAAGAAAAAUGUCGAAGCAGAAGGAAGCCCGGCAGUCCGUGUCACGACUGUUGAGUCGAGCUGAAGCUAUCAAAGAAGCGAAAGCACGAAGAAGAGGAGGUGCAGGAGGUGGAGAUGAAGGCGGAAGGGGAGGAAGAGGUAGGGGGCGUGGAAGGGGUCGAGGAGGUAGGAGGUAGUGAUGACGUCCUGAUAUUUGCUAUGUCAGUAUGCCCCCCCCCCGUCAAUUGUGUGUGACUCUUGUCUACAUGGAGAAGUGACAAACGGAAUACACUUUCAACUUCCGACUA
Daphnia pulicaria is the source of this 4110-nucleotide messenger RNA. Its product is annotated as ribosome biogenesis protein BMS1 homolog. Gene Ontology annotation, molecular function: GTP binding; GTPase activity; U3 snoRNA binding. NCBI's taxonomy places the organism in Eukaryota, Metazoa, Arthropoda, Branchiopoda, Diplostraca, Daphniidae. The coding region runs from base 118 to 3999 and encodes 1293 amino acids. Gene Ontology annotation, biological process: maturation of SSU-rRNA from tricistronic rRNA transcript (SSU-rRNA, 5.8S rRNA, LSU-rRNA); endonucleolytic cleavage of tricistronic rRNA transcript (SSU-rRNA, 5.8S rRNA, LSU-rRNA); ribosome biogenesis. Gene Ontology annotation, cellular component: nucleus; 90S preribosome. The record is from RefSeq and is a predicted model, not a curated record. The transcript is spliced from 12 exons.